AUGGGGGAGGCGAAGUCUGUCGAUGGCGGAGAAUCAUCAAAACGGGCGACAGGCAAUGUUGUGGCGCCUUUGCAGUUCAAUCAGGUCUCCGAGUCCAUCGGAGUCAGCGCGCAGCAGAUGUUUUUAGGUACCACAUCCAAGGUUUAUGUUUUGGACAAGACGGAACACAACCCUGUCAACAUCACCAACGAGUGGGGGACACAUCCCGCUUGGUCUGUCGAAUACGACAUAACAACCAAUGACUACCGUACCCUGGAUGUUUGGUCCAACACAUUUUGUGCCGGAGGUGGUGUCUUAGGCAACGGCAGUUGGGUUGUAUUCGGUGGGAAUCAACCCGUCACAGUCGGAGGGGCGGCCUCGAAUGGAGUCGCUGGAGACUAUGACGACACGGAUGGAGGAACAGCCAUUCGCAUGAUCGAUCCUUGUAGUGACAUGACUUGCGAAUGGCAGCAAGGCUACACCAACUAUUCCAAUCAUGGUGACUCUGGCGGAUACCUGAGAAUGUUGUCGCGUCGCUGGUAUCCUACCGUUGAGGCCUUGGAGGACGGGACCAUGAUCGUCAUCGGGGGAGACCAAUGGGGUGGUUAUGUCAAUGGCGCCAAUCAGGACAACCCCACUUACGAAUUCUUCCCUCGAAACGGAAGCGACGAGACAUACUACCUCCCUUUCCUGGCGGAGACUCUGCCUACCAAUUUAUUCCCCCUCACCUGGCUCAUGCCAUCCGGAAGGCUUUUCAUGCAAGCUGCCAGGUCCUCCAUCAUGUACGACUGGAGAAGCAAUACCACCACCCAAUUACCGGACAUGCCGUACGCGACACGAGUUUAUCCUGCAUCCGCUGCGUCUGCAUUGCUACCUCUCAUUCCGGACAACGAUUACACACCUACGGUGCUCUUCUGUGGUGGGUCCAACCCGCCCACCUUUGGCGCGUCGACUGGACCAGGUUUCAACAUCACCAACGUCACGGCCGACAACUCGUGUGUUCGCAUAAACCCAGAUGAUCCAAACCCAACUUACACUGAUGAUGACUUCUUGUUUGAGGGCCGAAGUAUGGGAGAGUUUGUUCACUUGCCUGACGGGACUAUCUGGAUGGGCAAUGGUGUGGGCAUGGGUACCGCCGGGUACGGCCCUCCUUUCUACUCAAUUGGACAGGGCUACGGCCAAGCUCCAACAUACAUGCCAGCAAUCUACAACCAUUCCGCCCCUCAAGGCUCCAGAUGGAACAGAACAGGACUGGUGGCCUCCAGCAACGAGCGAAUGUACCAUUCAUCCGCCAUCCUCUUGCCGGAUUCGUCCGUCCUCAUCUCUGGUUCUAAUCCCAAUGCCGACUUCUCCGACCUGCAAUGGCGCUCUCGUACCGACGCCGAGCUCUGGUAUCCAUGGUACUUCAACGAGCCUCGACCCUCUUUCGGUGAUGAUCUGCCAACGACCCUGGGCUAUGGAGGAGACUACUGGAAUGUGACCUUGAACACUACUGACGAGGGUGAGGUCUCAACUGCAAAAGUGGCUGUCCUUCGGGGAGGAUUCCACACCCACGCUAUCGGGUUUGGAAUGCGAUACCUUCAGCUCAACUCUACCUACACCAUCGAUGAAGAGAGUGGAACGUCGACGCUCCAUGUCUCCCAGUUCCCUGGCUUCCCUGGACCCGCACUUUACCAACCUGGUCCGGCCAUGAUCUUCCUAGUCGUCAACGGUGUGCCGUCCAUUGGAGAAUUUAUCAUGGUCGGAAACGGGCAAUUGGGUGUCCAGCCCACGGCGCCUGAUGCAGAGCUCCCCGCUAUCUCAACCAUUGAGAUUCAGAACACCACAAGCAGUGCAAACGACACGACCAGCUCGGAGUCAGCGUCAUCCAGCAGCCACAUUCACGUAGACAAAUCUUCUGCUUCUCUCUCUAUUAUGCCGCGUACCAGUCACGCAUGUGUAGCUGUAUUAAUCGGUCUGGCGACCUGGGCUGUGCUCUAG
Messenger RNA from Kockovaella imperatae, 1959 nucleotides. Its product is annotated as glyoxal oxidase N-terminus-domain-containing protein. The transcript has 6 exons. The coding region runs from base 1 to 1959 and encodes 652 amino acids. The record is from RefSeq and is a predicted model, not a curated record. Lineage: Eukaryota; Fungi; Basidiomycota; Tremellomycetes; Tremellales; Cuniculitremaceae.